Messenger RNA from Protopolystoma xenopodis, 459 nucleotides. The record is from the annotation of a GenBank genome assembly. NCBI's taxonomy places the organism in Eukaryota, Metazoa, Platyhelminthes, Monogenea, Polystomatidea, Polystomatidae.
AUGGCGCUUCUCACUGACGUUACCGGCGAAACGUUUGGGAAUUUUUCCAGCCGAUGGUCAAAUGCUGGAAAUCACGAAUACUAUGGCAGAGGACACCGGACUUUGUACAUUCCACAAGGUCGAACCAACACAAAAUGUUGGAGUUUUUGCAAAUAUGAAGAUCAAGACAGUCUGGCCUCUGUUUUGGCCACAGUCUUCUUUCGCCACGCAGAAGUGAUUUGGACAUUUUUUUCGCAACCUGCUCAUGAGCGCAUCUUGUCUGAUGAUGAGGACUUAGAAACGGAAGGAAAGGCUGAGUCUCGGAAGAUAUCUCGACUCCAGUCAGCUGCGAAAGGGACCUCGAGUUUGAUGACUUUCUUCAACCCAACAGCCUCCUCUGACAAAAUGCUUUCUGCUGAUCGACCUGUAAACCCUUUUCGUAAGGCAGCUCAUCUAUUUUCGAUCUCCGAUCUCGUCUGA